CACUACCGUUAACAGUUUACUUUGCCGCUGGUGCCAGUUUUCCACCUGUCAUCUUGAAAGUGUCAGCAGUGGAUCAUUAAUCAUUGAUUAUAAUAGUGGCGCACAGCGUAGCUUUUAUCAGUAACGCCUAAACGAUAUGAUAAAAAUGCAGUGAGAAACUAGAAUUUAGACAGACUGCUCCCAAUAAAUGUAAAUUUGUUACAUAUUUGACGUAAGGUUCGAUUUUAGUCAACCUCCAUUUUUAGGAAGGGCUCGCCUUGGAUUUGACAAACAGUAUUAAUCUAGUAGGUACUGCAUUAUCAAGAUCGUAAGAUCGUGUGACUACUAGACAAUUGAUGGUGCUAUAAAAUUUGACACAUUUUCGACAAGUUGUGAUGUUAAAAAAAUCUCUUUAAGUUUGGCAUACUACUAAUGAGAUUGGCUGUGUGCUUUAAGCCCUAGAUAAUUUCGUUCAUUAGUUACGUGUAAAUUCAUUGUAAAUAUCAACUGUACUCAUACAUUAUCACCAACUUUAAAACCUGCUUAGGAAUUUAAACAAAUAAAUUCUUGUAAUUAAACUAUUGUGAACUUGAGUGAGACAUGAGUCGAGGACAAGUGGGAACACGUAUUCAAGUCCCCGAUGAGCUGCGUGAAGUUCUGCUUGAAUUUACUAUAAGUUAUCUCUUGGAGCAACCGGGUGAUGUUGUAUCGUACGCAUCAGACUACUUUACAAGACUUAGAGAAUCUCGAACAACGGCUAUCCUGUAUGAAAGGGAGGAAGGUGCCGAGGUUGUGUCCCCCGAUGAAUCUACUAUAUCCAGAGAAGAGGAACCUCCAAUAGGGAGAUUUGCCGGUCGUCGUAAGUCGGUAUUUGCGGAAACCUACAACCCAGAGGAAGACGAGGACGAUGACGGUACAAAGGUUGUAUUUCCCAAAUCGGAUGAGCAACGCCAGCAGCUCGCCGAGGCCGUCAAGAAUAUAUUAUUAUUUAGAUCACUGGAGAAAGAGCAAAUGCAGGAGGUCCUCGAUGCGAUGUUUGAGAGGAAAGUACAGAAAGACGAGUUGGUUAUUAAGCAGGGUGAUGAUGGCGACAACUUCUACGUCAUUCAAAAUGGCGUGUUCCACGCUCUAGUGGCGAGCGAUCCCUCAGAGGAACCGAAACACAUCCACACGUACGACAACAGCGGCAGCUUCGGAGAGCUGGCCCUCCUCUACAACAUGCCCCGUGCGGCGACGAUCAAGGCCGCCACCGAGGGUUCCCUCUGGGCCAUGGACAGGCAGACGUUCAGACGCAUCCUCCUGAAAUCCGCUUUCAAGAAGCGAAAGAUGUACGAGAGCCUGAUAGAGAGCGUGCCGAUGCUGAAGGCCCUGCAGGCGUACGAGAGGAUGAAUCUGGCCGACGCUCUGGUCCCCAGGACCUUCAGCGACGGCGAGAGGGUCAUCAAGCAGGGCGACGCCGCCGAUGGGAUGUACUUCGUGGAACAGGGGGAGAUUAUAAUUAGCGUGUUGGACGACAGCGGUAAGGAGGUGGAGAUUAACAGGAUCGGGAAGGGGGGCUACUUCGGGGAGCUGGCUUUGGUCACUCACCGUCCGAGGGCCGCCUCCGCCUUCUGCGAUGGCGAUGUCAAGUGUGCAUUUUUGGACGUAGAAGCGUUUGAGCGCCUGUUAGGACCCUGCAUGGAGAUAAUGAAGCGCAACAUAAACGACUACGAAGACCAAAUGCUCAAGAUAUUCGGCUCAAAGCAGAACAUGAAAGAUAUCCGAUGAAGCGGGCUUAGUCCCUACCAUUGACGAUAGCCCGGCCCCCCCCCCCUUACAUUAAUUUUUAAUUAUGCUAAGUAGUAAACCAAAGUGUUUACUGCACUACACGACUCUCGUGUCUAGUGUGGUGGGAAGCGGAACAGUCUACUAGUCAUGUGUAUAUAUAUAAAUAUAUUUAAUGUUACGAGACGAGACCCUGUGCUUUAUCGGUCGAUAUAGGUACCGGUGAUCUGCUGGUCAGAGAACCCGUGGAACCGACCCCUCUUCUCCAACUACCAUCCCGCCAUCUGUAUGUUGUAAUUUAAUCUAUUUAUUGUAUAUUGCAGCUGAUUUUCCCCAUCCGUUCCUUCCGAGUGAUUAUACAGAGUAAAUAUGAACGCACGUUGUUAAUGUAUUUUCUCUGACUUAGAUAAGUUGUUUUGUAAUGCAAAGUUUAUUGAGAAUAAAAGAAUAUUUAUAAUUUCGACGACUGGUACGAGUUUUACAGUAGUUGCGUUUGGUCGGUAGUCCCGAGUUGUUUUUGACGGAUUUUGUGAAGUCGUAGGUGCGAUCGAAAAUUUUUUUUUGUAAUAGAUUAAACAAUUUUUACUUGUGAAAUGGAAAUGCAAUUUUUUUCUUUUCAUCAUUUCGUCUUAACAUUGACUUGACGCCAAAUACAUAUUUCAAAACUUCCACGUUUUUAUUGCGCCAUUAAACCUGUUUUAUAUCUGCAAAUUAACCCAAUAAAUUGGUUGAGAAAUUAGUCAAGAAAUUUUUACGAUCCAGUAUACAUGUGGCAUGUUUUGACACACUACAACAAAUUGGCAAAUUUAUUGGUCAAAUUUAAAAUUGCCAACUCUUAAAAUAAAAAUCAGUCGUGAUGAUAGCAACGCACAGACCGGACAUAAACUCUAUCAUUAAUCGAUUUUUGAUCCAAUAAAUUGGCCAAAAAAUUGCCAGUAAAAAAAACUGUUUCCAAUUUAUUGGACAGUUUUUUUUUAUGAAUUUGACCAGUAAAUUAGAAUCAGUUCUGUUGUCCAAUUUCUUGGCCAAUUUGUUGCAAAAUUGAAGGCGAUGAAACCGUUUCUAAUUUAUAAGGUACAGGUUGUGUUUUACUGUUGCCAAGAUUGAUUUUUCUUCUAAAUGUUGGUAAAUUAAAUCUCAAAUUUGACCAAGAAAUUGGCCAACUGUUUGAACCACAUCAAAAGCUGCUACAAGUGCGGUAAAUUGGAAUCAGUUCUGUUGUCCAAUUUCUUGACCAAUUUGUUGAAAAAUUGAAGGCGAUGGAACUGUUUCUAAUUUAAAAGGUACAGGUUGUGUUUUACUGUUGCCAAGAUUGAUUUUUAUACUAAAAGUUGGCAAAUUAAAUCUCUCAUUUGACCAAGAAAUUGGCCAACUUUUUGAACCACGUCAAAAGAUACUACAAGUGCAGUAAAUUGGAAUCAGUUCUGUUGUCCAAUUUCUUGGCCAGUUUGUUAAAAUAUUGGAGACGAUAGAACUGUUUUUAUUUUAUAAGGUAUAGGUUGUAUCUUACAGUUGACAAGAUUGAUUUUUGUUCUGAAAGUUGCAAAAUUAAAUCUCAAAUUUGGCCAAGAAAUUGGACAACUUUUUGUAACACAUCAGAAGAUGCUACAAUGUUGUGUUUUACUGUUGCGAAGGUUGAUUUUUACUCUAAAAGUUGGCAAAUGAAAUCUCAAAUUUGACCAAAAAAUUGUCCAACUUUUUGAAUCAGGUCUAAAGAUGCUACAAGUGCAGCAAAUUGGAAUCAGUUCUGUUGUCCAAUUUCUUGCCCAAUUUGUUGUACAGGUUGCGUUUUACUGUUACCAAGAUUGGUUUUUAUUCUAAAAGUUAGCAAAUUAAAUCUCAAAUUUGAUCAAGAAAUUGGCCAAUUCUUUGUAACAUGUCAAAAAAUGCCACAAUUACAGCGAAAUGUGAUAAUUGUGAUUGAUUUAUUGAAACAUUGGUAAGUGUAAAACAGGCUUUAACAUCAAAUCCAAAUUAUUAAAUUAAAAUUCUACCGCAGAAUUUUGAGGAAUCGGAUUGUUGCUUCACUGUAUCAAGAUUCAAAAUUUGUGUGCUACAUUCACAGACAAAUUGAUGUAGCGAAUAUAUCCGAUUUCGUUUUUACUAAUUUGUUCAUAUAAAUAUUUAAUAUCAGGAUUUUUAAUAUCAACAUUAUGCUUUGUGUAUAUUGCCUUGAAUAUGUGCCAUGUGUGUAUUAUUUCGUUAACUUGUAAAAAGCCGUAAUUAUUGUAGACGUCAGUGUAAUUAAAUGGUCUCGAGACAUUUUGCUUCGUUUUUAAAUAAUACCUCGAGAGUUUUGUUGUGUAAGUCAACUUUUAUGAGAACUUUGCGUUUAAUUUUUAAAUCAUAUAAUGCUUUACAACUAUGCAAUAUAGUCUUACUUGAAUAUGAAGACUGGAAGGCUUAUAACUUUAAUAUAACUUACUUGACUUGCUGCGUUUCAGCAAUAAAAUUUACUAGUGCCAAUUUCGAUGUCUUAUUUAAUGUAAUAUGUUCGGAAGGUAGUUCGUGGUGUUUUAAUUUUAUUUAUUUUAGUUGCGUUGAAGAGGCUAGACUAAAUAAAAACGGAAUCUCUUAAAUUUAUUAUUAAAAAAAAUAUCAUAUAUUUCGACCCGUUACGGAGAUUCCUUUACGCAGUAUUGAGGUGUAUUAUUAUCAUUAGUAUUAGAUAAUCUAGUCUGAUGAGAAUUUCGAUAUUAAGUAUUAAAUAUGUGCAAACAUCCGAGAACGCUCUGUAUAUUCACUCAGUCAUAUACCUGAUCGGGUUUAACUGCGAACCUAUUUUCGUAAAAUUAAAAAAAAAAAUGAAUCUCGUAAUUCUUACAAUUAUUAUUCCUUAUGUACAAAUUUUUUGUUAUUUUUGUUUCUUAGUUUAAGGAAAUGUUUCGAUUUUCCAUGUGCUCCAAUGUUAUUGUUAAAUGUACGUAUUAGAGUAAUGCAAUUUACUUAUUUUAAAUUUAUCAUCUAUCUUACUGUAAAAUAAUUUAUUGAACCAAAAAAUCAUAAUUUGUGGCGUUUCAAACGGCGGUCGUUCGUCUGGAGCGCCGCAAAUUAUUUUUUAGACUAUAUGUAAGGCUGAACAAAAAUAUUAAUAUUAAAAAAAAAAUUGGAAUUUGCAAGAUAUUAAGAGUAAGUGUUUACUUUCAAAUUCGGGAGAUUUUGUGUACCGCUGAUUGAAAUUGUAUUCCGUAAACUCCGGAGGUGAAAUAAACGUUAACUCGUUCGCUUGUUAGACAAUUCCAAACAUGGCCAAUAAUGUUUAAAAAAAAUCGUAACGGGUUAAUUUUAUUUCACCCUCUGCAUCAAUUCAGUUAUUGCAACAUAUCACAUAAGUUCAGGUGAAAGGUUAUUUAAUGUAAUCGUUAGAUAUACAAUUUUUUUUGUUGUACGUAGGGUUUGUUAGACGUUUACUUUAUUUACGAGGAAGUUGUGGUACAUUUACAAAUUUACAACCAAUCGUUCGGAUAAAACAUUUGUCCAACUUAACUGAAUGAUAUUCUAAUCGAACCAUGUUUAAACGGCACCUGACCCGAAAAAAAGGACAUAUUUUAGUCAUAACUAGAGUUUGACAUUUUCGUGCAAUAUCAUUAAAAGUUUUUGUUAACAGUUUCCCUCGAAUAUGUGCGUUCAUCGGUAAAAGUGCCAUACAUUUUGCUUUAUCGAUCAUUACAAUUACAAUUUCUGUCAAAAUAAUACAAAUUAUACACUAUCAACCACAUAUAUCUGAAUAAUAACACACUGGGCAUAAAAAUUAGAUAGUGUAAUAAAAAUACCCAGUAUGGCAGCUGUAAGAGUCAAUUUCUAUGCAUUUGCACGACUUUUUAUUAGUAUUCCAUCACGGCGUAAAUCAAGAAAACUUUUAAUACAUUAUUAAUCUGAUUGGUACAGCUCGAGCGAGGAUUUUAAAAUUUCUCUAGAUGUAGCGGCCCAUACGAACGCCUAAAUCCUAAACAAAACGCAAGUCUCCUUCCACACACUGUUUUAAUUUUGCACCAAAAUGACAAACUACAACUCUCUUCAAAGAGAAUGAAAAAUCAAUCAAAGAAUCUGGAGUCUUUCCGAGACUUAAUCAAAUAAUUGUCAGCUUUUUUCAUUGAAGCUUUACUCGUUAAAUUACAGCAGCAUGGGCUUGCUGCAAUGUUUGCCACUAGUAGUUGCAGAUUAAGCCACUAGAGGCUCCACACGUUCUUACACACAAUAAACACAUAUUCUUACUUUUACGUCAUCACAUUGAGAAGUUAGAAAUAUUCAAGAGUUUUGAAAACAUAACUGUGACAGAAUGUGUAAAUUUAAGAGAAUUUUUAUGAUAAUUAACAAUAUUGCGAGAAGAUUGUGCUUUCAAAGCAUCUGCAGAACAGUAGGUCAUUCUGCCAGUAGGUACAAAGUACUACUUUGUGCUAGUAGGCAUUGAGUACCAAUGACGUUUAAGAUACGACAUAAUUUCGAGGUUAAAUCUCACCCGCACUUAACAGAAUAUUUAGAUAAUUUAAUUCAUAAUAAUGCUCUAUAACGUGCCUUUGCUUAAAGAAAAUAUAAUUAACUUAUUAAAUGCAGUAAUUGGAAUACACUCAGCGAUAUGAUUGAAUUCCAUUGGAAAAAAUAUGCUGAAUUACAACAAAAGUUGUAUUUAGAAAUAGAACGAUGUAGCAGCAACGUAUUUUUGGUUCUAAUAAGACUGAAAACUGAACAAAUAAAAUCAAAAAUUAAAUAUCAAACGUAUUUAUUCAGGGUGUUAUAAAAAAAAGUAAGACGAAUAGGGGGAGUUCCCCAAAGCCACUUUUUAUUCAGGCACUGUCGAAGACAUUGGGAUAAACCGAAAAUCAACAAAUUCUUACAGGAAUUAAUGAAAUUAAAGAAAUAAAUGCUUAAACUGAAAAGAAGACAUUUGAAGUACAUUGGAAACAGUUUGGGGAUAAACAGCUACUAUAACUGACUUUUUCAGUUCAUGUUUCAAUUUUUUUAACCAAAAUUUCAGGAAAAGUGUGCGAGAAAAGCAAUUCCAUACAAAAUUAUAACUGAAUAUCUUCGAACACAACAGAGCUAUUAAUAGAAAUCUUUUUUAAUUUUAACAUACUGACUUGACUUGACCAACUUUUUUGUAACACCCUGUAUAACGAGUUGGACAAAAAUUAGCGUCAUUUUCGGCAAAUGUAUUCCGUGUAAUAUGUAAGAAUACCUAAUACAUGUUUAUGAGGAAAAAAAAUACAAAAUUAGCUAUUUAUGGCAUUAGCGUUUCGUUCUGGAAUCGCUAAACACUUAUUGUUUGGGAACAACAUAAAUGUUAUAUUUUUGAGAAAUUUGCACAAGUUGAAUAUAUUAAAUAGUCUAUAUUUAUUAGAUCUUAAAAAUAUUUUCUUAAAAUAUUCAUAUCCGUAUAAUUUUUGGAACAAUAAAAAUAAAGGACCACACAGAAAUCUUAUGCGACAAAUUUUGGUUAAUUCGACUGAAAUUGGAAUUAAUUUCAGUGGGCACUAAAAGAGCUUUGAAAAGUAGGCGCAGAUUUGGUUUUUAUAUUUACAUAAAGUUGUCCGAGGUAACAAUUCUAUCUGACGUACACUCUCCUAAAUUGUAAUUAAAAUUUACCACCUUCAAGACAAGGUAGCAAUAGAUUCGGCCUUAUGGAUGCGAAUAUAAUUUAGUUUAGGUCCUGGUCUACCUUUCGGAAAGUUGAAAGUUUCUCGCGUACGCUUAUAAGAGAGCAUGUAGCGAACCGAGUAGUUGCAACGUGCUUCCGCCGGAAGAAACGUUUCACUUUCCGAAGCGGUGCGACAGACUUGGAUUAGUGAUUAAAUUUGAAUUUAAAAUUUAAGACAAUCAUUCGUAUAGGGUAUCUUUAUUUAACGACCUUAAGGCAAUGUAACAUUAUUCGUCCGGUACCAAUUUUGCUAAUGGCUGUUUUACGUUGAGAAUCUAUUCGUGAAUAAAUUCAUGACUUUCUUCUUCAGUUUCUUCAUCGAUAUCUUCAUAAAGCGUUUGGUUCUAAGCUUCGUGAAGUUCUUUGAAACAAAAAUAGCUACUUCGAACUUUGCAAGCAAGUCAUAGUAAAUAAAAACAAAUUGAAUAAAUUUUCUUGAAUCCGUUAUUUUUUUAUUAGAGAACAUAAAAAUAAAUUUAAUUGUACUUUACCAAUUCAAGGAUCACUAUAAAAAUUUGCUGAAGUGAUUACGUAAACAAAUAACUUUAUCUCACUAUUUUUGUUGGCACGUCGUGAAGAAAUUCAGGAAAAUUAGAGCUUUAUGAAUAAAACUAUGAAGAUAUCACAUUUGUCCAACUUUUUCGUGAAUUAAUUCAUGAAGAAACGUAAAACGGCUGUAAUUUUUCUUGACUGAGAGAGUUUCGAGUCUAACAAAUUCUACCGAGGGUAAUUUAGCACAAUUUCUAAUAUUUAAAUGUGUAGGUAUAGAUAAGUGUAACAAGUAGUGGCUUACCUGUCAGUUCAUAAAUAUUCUUGAAGAGAGGUUAUUAGCAAUCUAACAGAAUGGAUUAUCCUAUAUGUUGUUUGUCAAGUUAAAUGUUGAUUGUUUACAUGGUAUGUGUUACCUCCCAGUCAUUGAAAAACUGCAAUCUUCGUAUAUUUCAGAUUACGCGCGAGUAUGUAAACAAUUUCGCCAGGGUAGUUGGAUAUCCAGCGUUUCGGCAUAUUAAGAGAAUUUAAAAUUUGAUUUUUUCGCUUUUAUCAGCAGGAUUGCCUCGAUUUAACAUUUGCCAUGGUUGCAAGCUUUUUUAAACGUGUGUUUUUGUAAACUAUCAAAUUAAACCAUUAGGCAACAUAUACAGGGUGAUUCACUGCAAGUGUUAAACAGUCCGAAGAUAGAACAUGAAAAACGUAAAUUUUUUAUUGGAGUUCAAGGAUUUUUUUUGGUAUACACCCUAAAACAUCGUGCUUUGCUUAAAAAUAUAUUGCUUUUCAUUUUUUUACUCGCACUGAAUCGCCCUGUGGAAGAAAAAUUGCAAUUUCACUGGAUGGGAAAGAAAUACGCGAUGGAUAUCGAAUUGUCCCGGACCAUCUUUUUUGUAAAUUUUAUAUUGUACUUCUACUACUUCUCAGAAAUUACAGUAUGAUACGCACAAUUUUACUGAGUUGGGUAAGUUUAGCGAUAUAUCGGUGUGUCAUAUUGUAACUUUUAUUCUCAAAAAUCUCUUCGCAUAAUUUUAUGCAUUUUUGUGUAUUGUAUAAAACUUAAGACUUUAUUUGUACACAGUAUAAGUGUUUUGCCAUGUCACAUGCCAUAUUCUAAACACUGAGCCAACUUGCUCGUCCUGUCUUGGGAUUCCUUAGUCAUAUGUACUGCUUCCACAAUUAUGACUAAAUGAGCUUAUUGAAUAAA
Messenger RNA from Anoplophora glabripennis (Asian longhorned beetle), 9071 nucleotides. It is a transcript of the gene Pka-R2, whose product is annotated as cAMP-dependent protein kinase type II regulatory subunit. The record is from RefSeq and is a predicted model, not a curated record. Gene Ontology annotation, molecular function: cAMP-dependent protein kinase regulator activity. Bases 580 to 1746 code for a protein of 388 amino acids. Gene Ontology annotation, biological process: regulation of protein phosphorylation. Gene Ontology annotation, cellular component: cAMP-dependent protein kinase complex. The transcript has 4 exons. NCBI's taxonomy places the organism in Eukaryota, Metazoa, Arthropoda, Insecta, Coleoptera, Cerambycidae.